Loa loa (African eye worm) is the source of this 501-nucleotide messenger RNA. RefSeq lists its product as hypothetical. The coding region runs from base 1 to 501 and encodes 166 amino acids. The record is from RefSeq and is a predicted model, not a curated record. The transcript is spliced from 2 exons. Lineage: Eukaryota; Metazoa; Nematoda; Chromadorea; Rhabditida; Onchocercidae.
AUGUCACUGAAAAUUUUUGAAGCUAUGAAUAUUUUAUUCGGAAUUGUCGCAGUCGCAUUCGCAUUCGCAUUCGUAUUCGUAUCCACUGGGGCACAACGAGGCGGUAGCAAAGCGCUGGGACAAGGCGUAUUUUAUCCGCUGAAUAUGUCCAGUUCCUAUGAUGGAAAUUUAACGAAUUUCGAAUGGAAUGUGUUGAAAUAUAUGAUACAUCCAAAGGCAGCUACUGAUAUGAUUUUUGAGGCUUCUAAAAUAGGAUUUAAUAAAUUUAUGAAGAACCGGGACACCUACAUCUAUUUGCCAGCUUUGAUCGGCGUGAUAUCGGCGUUUUUAACCGUAUUAUUAAUAGUUCUUCUGAAGUCCAUUUUCAAGCGCUCUCAUUCACUAUUGCGCCUGAUCGGAAUCAAGCAAACAAGUAAGCAGCUGGGUGCCAAAGCGGAUGAUAAAGCGAUGCUCAUCCAGAAUAAAAAUUUGGAUCACAGUAUGGAUAAAGUACUCGUGUAA